Malus domestica (apple) is the source of this 1503-nucleotide messenger RNA. Its product is annotated as BIIDXI-like protein At5g11420. Gene Ontology annotation, cellular component: plant-type cell wall. NCBI's taxonomy places the organism in Eukaryota, Viridiplantae, Streptophyta, Magnoliopsida, Rosales, Rosaceae. The record is from RefSeq and is a predicted model, not a curated record.
CCCUCUUUUCCUUCCACUCAGCAUUGCUCACCAGCUUACACCUCAAAAAUUUGCAGAAAGAGUUUGAAUUUGAUUGAUCAAAAUUAUGAGAGGGGUAGCCGUUUUGUUGUCGGUGCUGUUGUUUGCCACUUGCCACUCAGCCUUCUCCCUCAUCGAUGGUUACUUAGAAAAUGGCAAUUUUGAGCUACCCCCUAAGCCCUCAGACAUAAAGGGUUCAGAAGUGAUCGGCCGAUAUGCCAUACCAAAGUGGGAGAUUUCUGGGUUUGUGGAAUACAUUAAGUCAGGCCAAAAGCAAGGGGACAUGUUGCUGGUUGUCCCCGAGGGAGCCUACGCAGUUAGGCUCGGAAAUGAGGCCUCGAUUAAGCAGAGCAUUAAAGUGACUAAGGGGUUGUACUACUCAAUCACUUUUAGUGCAGCGAGGACUUGUGCUCAAGAGGAACGUUUGAACGUUUCUGUGGCACCGGACUCCGGAGUGCUGCCUAUCCAAACAGUGUAUAGCAGCAACGGGUGGGAUUCAUAUGCUUGGGCGUUUCAGGCGGAUUAUGAAACAGUUGAGCUUGUUUUGCAUAACCCCGGAGUCGAGGAGGAUCCGGCUUGCGGGCCUCUGAUCGAUUCGGUCGCCAUCCGAACUUUGUACCCUCCUCGAGCAACCAACAAGAACUUGUUAAAAAACGCUGGAUUUGAAGAAGGACCAUACGUGUUCCCCAACACAUCUUGGGGAGUCUUGAUCCCACCAAACAUAGAAGAUGAUCACUCCCCGUUACCAGGCUGGAUGGUGGAGUCCCUCAAAGCAGUGAAGUACAUAGACUCAGACCACUUCUCAGUCCCAGAAGGCAAAAGAGCGGUCGAACUUGUGGCCGGAAAAGAAAGCGCGAUCGCCCAAGUCGUUCGAACCAUCCCCGGCAAGACCUAUGUGCUCUCAUUCUCCGUAGGAGAUGCAAGCAACUCAUGCGAAGGCUCCAUGAUUGUGGAGGCAUUUGCAGACAAGAACACGGUGAAAGUGCCUUACGAGUCCAAAGGCAAAGGCGGGUUCAAGCGGGCGGUGCUCAAAUUCGUGGCGGCUUCGACCCGGACACGUGUCAUGUUUCUAAGCACAUAUUACACCAUGAGGAGUGAUGACUUCUCUUCUCUGUGUGGACCUGUGGUUGAUGACGUGAAGCUGUUGAGCCUUCGGAAACCCUAGACAGUGAGGGCAAAUUUGGUAAAUGCAAAUUGGCUUGGAGCUAGGGUUUGAAUUCAGUUUAUGAACGUGAGGAAAUGAGACCGUAUAUUUAUGAUAUACAAUGAGGUCGCUUAAUUUGGGUUAUGUUAUGAAGAUGAUGAUGAACUUUUGGUUCAUUUUAUGAGUGCUUUUUAAAGAAGAGAAGAGGCGGGAUUAGUGUGAGUUUAAACAUAUAUGUAUGUAUACUAAUGGGGAAUAAUAGUGUAUAAUAAUAGUUUGAUUUUUAUCAAUGGUUAUGUACUUUCAUGAGCAAAAUAAAUGGGAAUACAUGAUAUUAGUUA